Molecule: messenger RNA, 2654 nt
Organism: Chelonoidis abingdonii (Abingdon island giant tortoise)
Lineage: Eukaryota; Metazoa; Chordata; Testudines; Testudinidae
Gene: SPOP
Product: speckle type BTB/POZ protein
Molecular function (GO): protein binding
Source: RefSeq, a predicted model, not a curated record
GCCGCGCAUGCUCAGUGCGUCCCUCUCCACACACACACACACCCCCUCUCCCCGAGCGUGGCGUCGUGGCGCUGGGGGACGGCGUCGCGGCGAGGCCCGGAUGUGUCGGUUUGGGGCAGUAUGAGGAGGCCACAAGGGGACAGCAACAACCAGCGGUGUAAUCUCAGGGGGCUGGCUGCAGAAAGUGGGAUAGGAGUCCUCAGGGAGGGGCUUUAGCCUCACCUAUUGCACCUGUCUGGGCCAGGGCUCCUCUGACUCGCUACCCUGCUGUAGAACAAAGCUGCCUUCAGCAAUAGGGGUAACUCACUGAAGCCAAGAGGACAAAAAAGAUGCAGAACCACUGACUGUGUAGCAAAUGCCCAGGAAAGACUUGGGAGUUCAUUUUUGCGCUGUAGGGUGAAGACAGCAUAACUGUUUUCUUUCACUGAAUUGUGAAACCCUGUUUAAUCUUCAAACUGGCGAUGUCAAGGGUGCCGAGUCCUCCUCCUCCGGCAGAAAUGUCGAGUGGACCUGUAGCAGAAAGCUGGUGCUACACUCAGAUUAAGGUGGUAAAGUUUUCGUACAUGUGGACCAUAAACAAUUUCAGCUUCUGCCGGGAGGAAAUGGGUGAGGUCAUCAAAAGUUCAACCUUUUCAUCAGGAGCCAAUGAUAAACUGAAAUGGUGUUUGCGUGUGAACCCUAAGGGCUUGGAUGAAGAAAGUAAAGAUUACCUGUCCCUUUACCUAUUAUUGGUUAGCUGUCCAAAGAGUGAAGUUCGUGCAAAGUUCAAAUUCUCCAUCCUCAAUGCUAAAGGAGAAGAAACAAAAGCAAUGGAGAGCCAGCGAGCAUAUCGAUUUGUGCAGGGCAAGGACUGGGGAUUCAAGAAGUUUAUUAGAAGAGACUUUCUCUUGGAUGAGGCCAAUGGACUUCUUCCAGAUGACAAACUCACUCUCUUCUGUGAGGUGAGUGUGGUACAGGACUCAGUCAAUAUCUCUGGUCAGAAUACCAUGAACAUGGUGAAGGUACCUGAGUGCCGUUUGGCGGAUGAGUUAGGAGGACUCUGGGAGAAUUCUCGCUUCACAGACUGCUGUCUGUGUGUUGCAGGCCAGGAGUUCCAGGCUCACAAAGCCAUACUGGCAGCACGGUCCCCGGUUUUCAGUGCCAUGUUUGAACAUGAGAUGGAAGAAAGUAAAAAGAAUCGGGUUGAAAUCAAUGAUGUGGAACCUGAAGUUUUUAAGGAAAUGAUGUGCUUUAUUUACACGGGGAAGGCGCCAAACCUCGAUAAAAUGGCUGACGAUUUGUUGGCAGCUGCUGACAAGUAUGCUCUGGAACGCUUGAAGGUGAUGUGCGAGGAUGCACUGUGCAGUAACCUGUCAGUGGAAAAUGCAGCUGAGAUUCUCAUCCUGGCUGAUCUACACAGUGCUGAUCAGCUAAAAACUCAAGCUGUGGACUUCAUUAACUAUCAUGCUUCUGAUGUCAUGGAGACCUCAGGAUGGAAGUCCAUGGUGGUAUCGCAUCCCCAUUUGGUGGCUGAGGCAUAUCGCUCUUUGGCCUCUGCACAGUGUCCCUUCCUGGGACCACCACGUAAGCGACUGAAGCAAUCCUAAGGCCGUGCCUGUUACAUGACUCCAUGUUUUUCCGGAAGCAGCAGCAGCCAUUGCUGCUCUGACCUUGACCACCAAGUAGACAGCGCAAUCUGAGGAGCUUUUACUCUGUUGUGGGGGGAAAGACUGCUUCGUGACACCCAGACUUUUUAAAACAGCACCAAGUAACUUGGGGAGAGGGGGGAGGGUGGGCCUGGGGCUCAGGGGCUGUUCAACCUAAUGAAUCCCUGUCACUGCAUCGUCUGUGUGUUCCCUUCAACUUGGCUAAGUCAAUAACUACGGGGUUCUGUUUAAGCACCGGCCCACUCAGACUAUCCCAGUAGUGGUACUGGCGGGAAAUAAUGUCUCUGUGUCUGACAGCACAGAACAAAUCGUCAGACACCUGGAGCAAAGAAGACGUUUUAGUUUUGGAGAGAGUAGGAAAAGAAGAGAAUUUCCAAUGAGGUUCCGAAAAGGAAGUACAUGGUGGGAGCUCCAGUAGUAUUUAUAUAAAAAAAUUUAAGUCCUUCCAGCUGUGCUAAAAAACAGGACAUUUGUGUAACUCCUUAAUGCCAUUCAGCAACAAGAAGAUCAGUUUCUCUGUUAGUAGCACUUGUAUGUUGAUUGCAAAAAAAAAACAAACUUUUUACUAAAUGACAAGUUGAAGUGAAAAGAGACAGCAAAAGGCUGUGUGCUGAGGAGGAUGUGAAUAGACUAAAGGCAGCCUUUGCAAAUCUACAUUGGCUUUCCAGGACCGGCAAAUCCUUGAUCUGAAGUGUGCUGUUUGACAAGGACAGUGGUUACCUGUUUUUAGAUAUUGUGGGAAAUGUUUUUGGCAUUUUUCCCUGCUUUAUUUUUUCCCCCUUUUUUAAAAAAAAGAGGAGAAGUUUUAUUGUUGAUGAAUGCUGCGUCAAAGGUUCCUAUCCUGAGUUGCUAAAUGGUUCUUAUCAAUUGUUUGUACCUGACUUGCUGACUGUCUAGGAGCCAGUCCUGUUCCUUUCUAUUAGUCACUCUUCUUACAGGGAAGAAGUUCCAAAAUAGCUGGUAAUUUUUUUUUUCUUUUUGAAAAUAUAAAUAAUUACUAUUUUGUAC